CUCCCCCCUCCCCUUAGCAACAGAGGCAACAUGGCGGCGUCCAGUACAGCUGAGCAUUCUCCGGAGAUAUCGACGCCGUUAAAGAUACCGAAAACCGAGGUGCCAUCCCCUGAGUCUGAGGAUUUGAGUGACAGUAAUCAAUACCACUCCAACCCCUCGACGCCGAACCGCUUCUCGCCUCUGAACGUGGGCUCCGGGACCGCGGGCCGGACGGCGGCCUCGUCCUCCUCCAACAGCUUCACGGCGUGCCGGGGGAUGUCGUGGACCCCGUCCGAGACGAACGCCCUCAUCGCGGUGUGGGGCAACGAGAGGCUGACGGAGGCGCGGAUGCAGCAGCUGGAGGUGGCGGGCACCGUGUUCUCCGGCAAGGCCCCCGGGCCCGCCAUGUACGAGCGGGUGUCCAGAGCCCUGUCGGAGCUGGGAUACGAGCGGACCCCGUCCCAGUGCAGGGAGAGGAUGAAGACGCUGCGGCGCUGCUACAGCCGUGUGAAGGAGCACGGCAUUGGGAAAAGGAAGAGCAGCUACACCAUAGAGCAGCUGGAGAAGGUGUUCGGCCAGGGAGGCUGGGACUCCCAGAGCUGUGCCCCGGUGCUGAUCAACAGCAGCGGGCUGUAUCAGGAGAUGGAGUCGGACGGCAGCACCCUGGAGGACUUCUCCCAGGAGGACUGGUGCAACCAGGUGCUGGACUCGGCCUUCCAGGAGGGGGACAUGGAGACUGAAGAAACCCAGGUGCCUAAAAACCGAGCUCUGCAGAUUCAAAUAGAGCUGUCAGAACAAGCCCAAAAGAGGGACACGAUGCAGACCGUGAUGCGCAUCCUGGAGUCGGUGCAGCUGAAAUGGGAGCACUUCCAGACAUGGACGGAAUUCUCGCGGCUGCACCUCUCCAACAAGCUGGCCAUCUUCGGCGUGGGCUACAACACCCGCUGGCGGGAGGACGUGCGGUACCACUACGCCGAAAUCAGCUCGCAGGUGCCGCUGGGCAAGAGGCUCCGCGAGUACUUCAACCCGGAGAAGCCGGAGGGCCGCGUCAUCAUGACCCGGGUCCAGAAGAUGAACUGGAAGAACGUCUACUACAAGUUCCUGGACAUCACCAUCAGCGAGGCUCGCUGCCUGGAGCUGCACAUGGAGGUGGAUUGGACCCCCGUGACCCAGUCCAGGGCGGCGGGCUGCGGCAAGGGCACGUCGCACUACCUCCUUCCCGGGGACAUCCCCAAGGCGUACGGACUCUACGCCAUCGGCUACGAGGCGGCGUCGCCCUGUCAAGAUGCCGCUCACACCUUCCCCCGGGGCGACGAUGAGGACCGCGGCUCGCCUCACCGCGAGUCGGAGAACGGUUCUCAGAGUCAGACCGACGAUGAAGGCUGGGAGAAGUGGGACAGGACUGGGGGUAAUGUCACCUACUGCUACCUGGGCAUAGCGGAGGACAGGACCAUACAGCAGAGUCUCUUCCAGCACUUCCAGGGCUCUGGCAAACACUACGCCCACGGCGAACCCUCCGCCGUGACGCGUUUCCUGCAGGAGAACUGCCGCGGCACCGUCACCAAUCAGAACGGGGGCGAGGAGCAGCCGCAGCGUUUCGCCAUUUACAUCAAAUUCAUCGAGGUGGAGCUGGACUUCCUCUCAGCGGGCUCCCUGCUGGAGUGCCUGGAGACGGCCGUCGGCUGUCCCUUGAAAUACAACAACAAAGAAAUGUCGUAACCGCACUUUGUAUCGACUGAAGAAACAGGCGAAGGCAACAUGAGAGCUGAUUCUGUCUGUUUGAACUCAUGGAUGUGUGCAGCAGUCUGGCAAAUUUUUGCAGCCUGUUGAGCUGACUUUUUAUCAGACCCUCGUUAAGUCUUAAAAGAGCGAUGACGCAUAAUAAAGCAGAUAUACUGCGCAGAGAUGUGGGAACGCUAAGUUAAAUAUUACAGAGCUGCGUCAUCCAAGAAGUAUGUACUUAUUAUUUAAGGCCAAUGUGCACUACAAAGGUUUCUGCUGCUGGUUUAGUGUAGAUAGAUAUUGCCUCACCAGGGAGCGUGGGGUUGGCUAGGUCUACCUCAGUAGGAUGUAGCGAACAAGGCAGCGAGGGGACCGCAGCGUGGAGUUAUUCUAAAAUCUGCCUUUACUUUGACUGUUGGCGGUCCGGACCUGACCUCAGAGAAGCAUCCAAGAGUAGCGUGCUGGUUUAUGCCUUAUUUUAUUUUUUGCACGUGUGACCGGGCUGCAGCUGGAGAUGCUUCCAUGACCAUCAGGGAGAAUAGGUGGAGAACUGGUGACGGUUGAUGGGGGAUACCCAGUCGGGCGUGGUUUCCUCUCCAUUUCAUUUCAGCACGCUAAACCACACACGCCCCUUCAUUCCGACCUGUAACGACGGCUCUGAGCGGCAAGUAGACAAAACGCUACGUGUUGACGGCGUUGUAAUAAGUGCAAACUAAUGGAAACGUUUCUCACGCUGCUAACCGUAAAAAAAAAGGUCCUGUGGCGUCUUUGCAACACCUAAAUAGAGGUGUUCUCAUACCUGAACUUGCAUAUUGACCAAUACCGAGUAUAGAUCCGAUACCAGUGCUUUACAAACAAAAAGAUACACAUAUUAUAUUUUAAGGAUGUGAUAUGAUGCAAUCAUUUUUGUAUGGCCUGGCUCAGAUUAAACUAUUUGUAAAACUUGAACAAAUACAUACAGAGAAUGAAUGCCACAGAACUUUCUUUUUAUUAUCUAGUGUGACAGUUGGUCAAAACUGAAAAAGGGUUUGAACACCGUCUCCACGUGAAGUGAGAGAGAAGAGAGGACCGAGCUGAAAUGAAACAGG
Molecule: messenger RNA, 2789 nt
Organism: Anoplopoma fimbria (sablefish)
Lineage: Eukaryota; Metazoa; Chordata; Actinopteri; Perciformes; Anoplopomatidae
Gene: msantd2
Product: myb/SANT-like DNA-binding domain-containing protein 2
Exons: 4
Coding region: 31-1698 (555 amino acids)
Source: RefSeq, a predicted model, not a curated record